AUGUCCCAAUCCACCGCGAUUCCCAGGAAGCAGGUGCGAGUCCGCGACCAUGGCUACGACAACUACAUGGAAGUCCAGAAGAAAACCCGGCGGGUUCUCAAAUUCCAGACCUUGAUUCUCCCCCAUCACAACCAGACCAUUCCAGUCUCCCGCCUCGACGGCCUCUCCCGCCGCCUCGGGUUCAAACAGUACGAGGCCGGCGCCUUCAUCCUCAAAUUCCCCCACAUCUUCGAAGUCUACGAGCACCCCGUCCAGCGGAUCCUCUACUGCCGCCUGACCCGCAAGGCCCUCGUCCAGAUCCGGGAAGAGAAGGAAGCCCUCCUCGCCCAAGUCCCCGACGCCGUGGUCCGAUUGAGGAAGCUGCUGAUGAUGUCUGGUACCCACCGCCUGCGAUUGGAGCACGUCCGGGUCGCCAGGUCAGAAUUCGGGUUACCCGAUGAUUUUGAAUACUCUGUAGUUCGUAAGCACCCUGAGUAUUUCCGAUUGGUUGAUGCCAAGGAGACUAGGAACAAGUACAUUGAGAUUUUGGAGAGGGAUCCCAAGUUAGCUGUUUGUGCGAUAGAGAGGGUUAGGGAGAGGGAAUACAGAACCAGAGGUUUGGAUGCUGAGGAUUCCAGAUUCUCAUUUCUCAUUGAUUUCCCACCAGGGUUCAAGAUAGGCAAGUAUUACAGAAUUGCGGUGUGGAAGUGGCAGAGGGUUCCUUAUUGGUCGCCUUAUGAGGAUAUCUCGGGUUAUGAUUUGAGGUCGAUCGAGGCUCAGAAGAGGAUGGAGAAGAGGGCGGUGGCCACGAUACACGAAUUGGUGUCGUUGACCGUGGAAAAGAAGAUUACUUUGGAGAGGAUCGCGCAUUUCAGGAUGGCGAUGAAUCUGCCCAAGAGGUUGAAGGAGUUCCUGCUUCAGCACCAGGGGAUAUUCUAUAUUUCGACUAGGGGGAAUCAGGGGAAGCUUCAUACUGUGUUUCUUAGGGAGGCUUAUAAAAGAGGGGAGUUGCUGGAACCGAAUGACUUGUAUUUGGCAAGGAGGAAGUUGGGAGACCUGGUGUUGAUGAGCCCUAGGAAGGCUAGAGUUGAUAGGGAGUUAGUCAGUUAUAGGAGGGAUGGAGACGAGGAUGAUAUGGAACGAGUUGGAAGAGUCUAUGUGGAAAAUGAGUUCAGAGGUGAGAGUUCUAAUGUGUUUGAUGGGAAGAAUGAAGGGGGUGAUUUGGUCUCCAAUUUGAGUAGUGACGAGGACGGGGUUUAUACAGAUGGUGAAGGAGAUGAUCCAGAGGAUGCUUGUGCAACUGAGUAA
Messenger RNA from Linum tenue, 1287 nucleotides. The record is from the annotation of a GenBank genome assembly. Lineage: Eukaryota; Viridiplantae; Streptophyta; Magnoliopsida; Malpighiales; Linaceae.